AUAUGUAUAUAAAGGCUAGAUGGCUCAAGGCGGAGUCAGCUGUGUCGUCACUUGGCGGCCAUCUUAGGUCAGUGCUGCCAUAGUGCUGCUCCCUGCUGCUGUGGACGGAAGGUGAGUGACAUACGCCAACUAAAAUGCUCGUAACUUGCUGAAUUCUUGACGGAUUUACAAACGGUUUGGUUUUUUACAAACGUUAUUAACGUGGCUAUAAUUCUGGAUGCUUUAACAUGUUUCAUGAAUUUUUUAUUUAUUUUUAGUAUACGUAUUCAGUGUCAUAGGUACAUCUUUGACGUUUAUAACAAACCAAUCCGUUUGAAAAUCGGUAAAAAAUUAAGCAAGUUAUGGUCAUUUAAAAGUACCUGCAUCAUUAAAACUCAAUGCUACGAGUGAGCGAGCGCCCUGUCCUAAGAUGGCCGCCAAAAUGCGGACGUUCCACUCAAUUGGCCAUCAGCGCGGACGAGCCAUCUAGCCUUUAUAUACAUAUCUAUGGAUCUGUCAGCCACCAUUAACUCCAGAAGAAGAAGAAAUCUGACACGAAUGACGACAGGGAGGACGCCCUGAGUGCCUUGUGCAGCCUGAAGAGGACCUACUGACCUAUUGCUACUCUCUUUCUCUCAAUCUCAUCUGAAUAUGGAGCCGUUCUGCAAACAAGACACAGAAAAGAUCUCUGAUAAAGAUAAUAGCACAGAAGUUAUUCCCAACCCUGAACCCAAGACCAGAGAAGAGUUCCUCCAGUAUUCUCUUCGUCUGACGCCGGAUACGAACACGCUGUAUAAGCACCUUCGACUGUCUGAGGGGAACAAAGUGAUCACAUUUACUUACACAGACCAGCAGUAUCCCGAUCAUCCAGACAGAUUUGAGUGUUGUCAGGUGUUGUGUCGAGAGCGCGUGUGUGGACGCUCUUACUGGGAGAUUAAGUGGGGUGGUGCUGUGCAUAUAUCAGUGUCAUAUAAAAGCAUCCGUAGGAAGGAAUGGGGUCAUGGGAGUGAGUUUGGGCGUAAUGAUCAGUCCUGGAGAUUGUACUGCUCUGACUCCAGAUUUUCAUUUUGUCACAAUAACAAAUGGAUAAAUCUCCCUGUAGUGUCCAGUUCUUUCAGAAUUGGAGUGUAUGUGGAUCACGAUGCAGGAAUUUUGUCUUUCUACAGCGUAUCUGACACCCAAAUGACCCUCAUCCACAGCAUCCACACCAUGUUUACUCAACCUCUCUAUCCUGGGUUUACAAUGGUUUCCGUUCAUUCUAAAGUAACGCUGUGUGAUCCAACAAUAUAGAUUGUACAGAAAUUAAACAAAUUGUAUUUUCUAAUAAUAUAUAUUUUUAUUUAAACUCAGGGGCUUACUUGCAUUAUACUUAAACGUGUGAAGCGCAUUCUUCACAUACUUCAUGUUUCAUAUUUUCAACAAUUGCACAAUUAAUGGAGAUAUCCAGAUACAUGUCAAUAUCCAGAACUCUUUGAUCCACACGUCAACAUUUGCACAAUAUAAAUGUUAAUGUAUAAAUUAGAUGAAUGUUAAUUUAUGAAAAUAAACUGGGUCUUAAAGGGGACAUACAAUAAAAAUAUGACGUUUUCCAUGUUUACGUGCUUAUAAUUUGGGUCCCCAAAGCUUUUCAUCAACCUAGAAAAUGUGAUAAAGAUCAACCCAGUAAGUUAGUUUUGGAAAACCAUUCUCUGCAAGCAUGUGAAAAAAUAGAUCAUUGAAGUCUGGCUUCCCUUGUGAUGUCAGAAGGGGACAAUACCACCCCUUCAUCUGAACUAUCCAUCCAGUGCCAUUUAGUGCAGAUCAGCUCAUUUGCAUUUUAAAGGACACACCCAGAAAUGGCACAUUUUUGCUCACACCUACAAAGUGGCAAUUUUAGCAUGAUAUAAUACACUGAUUCUUGAAACGUGAAAAGUGCUAAUUCUGUUGGAAAUGAAUAACAUUUUCAUGAAGAAAAAGAAUCAAUGUUAUAAUCAGGGGGUCCUUUGCACAUAUGUAAGGUUCUUUUAUAGGUUUAUUUUUGAUUAAUUAAAUGAUUAUAUGCUGGCCCAUUGCCUACACAAUCAGCUAUCCUCGGUUAAGAGAUAAUCAUUUCAACUUGAUUAAAAAAGCCACAAGUAAUAAUUAAAUUGAAUAAUAUAUUUACCACAUGAAAGAUUACAUUGUAAUAUGUAUUAAAACUACAAACAGUGAGUUUUGAACAAUAUUUACUAUUAUUUUGUGAUUGCUCAAAAUGUGUCCCACAUAUUCGUCACCACCGUCAGAUAUUUAUAAAAAGCAAUAAAAUCAGACAACUAAAGGGGGUCAACUGCAUUCCUGAGGACCCCAUUUUCAAACCUUCAGCUUUACUGCAUGCUUCAAGAUCACUCAAGCUCCUGUAUGUUUGAUAGUUUCUCUUAAACUUGUUCAUGUUUUUGGACACUGCUACUGUGACAACCAUCAACACCUUCAUCUUUGUGUAAAAAAUAUUAGAUUAGAUUAUGAAAUAAAUGUAUAAUUUUUAAGAAGAGGUCUGAAGUAGCUAGCACAGAGGGGAAACAAGAUGGCUAAUGUGAACAACUCAUCUAUUUCAUGUGAAUGAGUAGGUUUUUGUCACCACCGUCAGAUGUCACCACCGUCAGGUUUUCUGUCUGUUCUGUCAGGUUUUAUGUAUUUUAGAAAGUUAUUGAUUUUUGUUCAUCACAAGGCUCAGGAUUUUAAUUUUUUGGACCAAAUAUUUACAUAAAGUUUAAGCAAGAAGCCAUUGACUUGAGUGGUAUACAUUUUUGAAU
Molecule: messenger RNA, 2747 nt
Organism: Paramisgurnus dabryanus
Lineage: Eukaryota; Metazoa; Chordata; Actinopteri; Cypriniformes; Cobitidae
Product: stonustoxin subunit beta-like
Molecular function (GO): protein binding
Source: RefSeq, a predicted model, not a curated record